Messenger RNA from Coregonus clupeaformis (lake whitefish), 3472 nucleotides. Its product is annotated as ataxin-1-like. Gene Ontology annotation, cellular component: nucleus. The transcript has 8 exons. Bases 549 to 3314 code for a protein of 921 amino acids. Gene Ontology annotation, biological process: nervous system development; negative regulation of transcription by RNA polymerase II. NCBI's taxonomy places the organism in Eukaryota, Metazoa, Chordata, Actinopteri, Salmoniformes, Salmonidae. Gene Ontology annotation, molecular function: RNA binding; protein binding. The record is from RefSeq and is a predicted model, not a curated record.
UCUGUGCUACAUGUCUGGACAUGUCUACUACUGGGUUUAGGGAUAAUUAAUGGUGCUGUCCUGCUAGGAGCAGAGUGUUAAGAGGAGACUUAGGACUGUGGAGAUGACCUGACCGGACAAUCUAGCACUUAAAGGCUAAGGAGAAGACCCCACGCUGGAUUUCCUUGGAGGAAACUGGAAACUUUGGAGCCACUGAUCUGUACUCACAACUGUUCUCAACGUCGAGAAGACAAAUAUCACAGUUUUACGCACUUAAGAUUUGCAGCUGACGGACGUUGUGGAGGCCAGUGGUCGGUCAGUCAGAGAUGAUUCCUUAUGAAGUCCAUGGAGCCGUCCUCUCUGUCGCCUGGUGGGCGUUACUCUGCCCUCUCUAGACUGCUGAGUCCAGGACACACAGUCACACAGUGAAGACCUGUGAGAGACCUCAGAGAGAGAGACCUCAGAGAGAGACCUCAGAGAGAGAGACCUCAGAGAGAGAGACCUCAGAGAGAGAGACCUCAGAGAGAGAGACCUCUACUGCAGAGACAAGCAAAGAGGGAAAACCAACCAUGAAAUCCAACCAGGAGAGGAGCCAUGGCUGUCUACCUCCAAAGAAGCGUGAGAUCCUGGCUCUGGAGCAGAGGCCUGUGGCGGCAGCAGCUGAGACCCUGGCUCUGGAGCAGAGGCCUGUGGUGGUAGCAGACACUACCCUACACACAGAGAACCUGGCCCGGCUGGCCAGUGUAGCCAGCGAACGCUGCAGAUCCACGGAAACUCCCAGCCCCAGGUUUCAUGUCUCCUCGUCCUCCUCUUCCUCCCCCUCUCCCUCUGCUACCUCUCUGUCUACGAUCCCCUUGUCCUCCCUCUCCACUGUCUACCCCACUGGGGUGGGGCUCAGCCAAUACGUCCAGCUGGCCCCUAACCUCCAGUUCAUUAGCUCGGGGCCGUACACUGGCUACAUCUCCUCUCAGAUCAUCCCGUCCACUGCCGCCGGUGUAGCUACCUCCACAGGGCAACAGCGCCACCAUCUGGACGGCCACUGCUACACCACCGCCCUCAUCUCCCAGGCCACCAAGGUUGGUGACCAGCAGCAGCAGCUCCAGAUAGGGCUGCCGUCUGACCUGGCAGUGUCUGUUGGAGGGACCGCCGUCUCACUGCCCUCCUCCACACACUUCACCGGAACCCACCAGUACAUCCAGCUGGACAGCAGCACCACUCUGACCGUCACCUCCCCUCCCCAGGGCCACCUCCAGCCUCUCCAGCUCCACACCCACCCUGGGGUGGGCCUCCUCCCCCACACCCACACCCUCACCCUCGCCCCCUCCCAGGUGCUGGUUCAGUAUGCGGAUGGGUCAGGGGUCAAGAAAGCUGAGGGCGGACACACCAAGGUGGUGCAGCUAAAUGGAGAACUGGAGAGGAGUUUCGGUAAACAGAGCUGUGCUGACAUCAAAGGAGUCUCCUACUCUCACCAGAACAAUCAGCAGGUUCACCAUGGAUACGAAGCUCGACACAUCCUCAUUCCCGCAGACUACACUACCCAGGAUUCCACAGGACUACAAACCUCACUGGUGCUGGUAGCAAAUGCCCACCCCCACCCUCACCCUCAACCUACAAGUGGUACUGAGCAGGACAAGGUCCAGGUCCACCCAUCACUAAUACACAGUGAGGGAGGAGGCAUCUGUCUAGGGAAAGCCUGUGUCUCUUCUGCCCCUCACACGGUUAUCCAGACCACCCACCACUCUGACGAGCCUGUACACAGCCUGUACUCUACCACCCAGGCACCAAUCAUCGGCUACAUCGCCAGCGCAGAUAACCAGCACGGCAUCAGCUAUGCCACCCUGCCGCAGCACCUGGUCAUCCCAGACGGCCAGUCCCUCCAGUCUCUCCUGAUACCCGUUAGCGGAGUGGGUGGAGUUACUACCACCACUGCGGACCUCGAGGCUGCCCGCUCGGUGACCGCCAGGACGGCCACCACCACUGCCAGUCGGACGGCCACCACCAGUCCCCUGCUGUACUCCAGGCCCAAGUACUACCCACCCAACACAUCCAAAUCCCGUCUAACACAGCCGCUACUGUGGUGGCGUCCCCCCGCCCCAGCCCCAGCCCCAGCCCCAGCCCCAGUCCAGGCUUCCCCCUCUCCCUCCUCCUCUCCAGCCACGCUCCCUCCGUUCUUCAUGCGUGGCUCCAUCAUCCAGCUGGCGGACGGGGAGCUGAAGCGCGUGGAGGACCUGAAGACGGAGGACUUUAUCCAGAGUGCUGAGAUCAGCAGUGAGCUGAAGAUUGACUCCAGUACCGUGGAACGCAUCGACACAGGCCAGACACCCAACGCCGUCGUCAUACAGUUCGGUGUCGGGGAACUCAAAGCACAGGUGUGUGUGGAGGUGCUGCUGGAGUACCCAUUCUUUGUGUUCGGCCAGGGCUGGUCUUCCUGCUCCCCUGACCGGACCACUGAGCUGCUGGAGCUGAGCUGUGCCAAGCUGUGUGUUGGGGACGUGUGUGUCUCCCUGACCCUCAGGAGCCUGAGGAGUGGUGGCGGCUCUGUGUCUGGGAGGAACAACAGCUGCCAGGGUCACGAGGUCAAGCUGAGGCACAGCACUGGGGACAUCACACAGGGGUCUAACCGCCAGGGGAACAGUCAGGGGAAUAUUCAAAGUAAUGGUCAGAGUAAUGGUCAGAGUAUUGAUCAAAUCAACAGUCCGAUAAAUAGUCGGAGUAAUAGUCAGGGUAAUAAUCAGAGCAACAACAGUCAGAGAGACAGUCAGAGAGACAGUCAGAGAGACAGUCAGAGAGACAGUCAGAGAGACAGUCAGAGAGACAGUCAGAGAGACAGUCAGAGAGACAGUCAGAGCAUGGACAAAGACUUGAACAGUAUGAAUGCUGCAGGCAGCAACAGUGUCUUCCUGGUGCAGGUGGCCAAAACAGACAGGUUGAAUAAGGAGGACAGGGGCGUCCCCCGCUGUGUGGACCAGGUGACAGGAUCUGGACUAAGACCCGGAUCUGGUUCUGGACCAGGGGUCUACGGAGCUGGAGUUGGACCCAGGGGCACCUCAGACCUGCAGGCUGUCUCAGGAAACGGAGAGAUGAGAGAUGGAGAAAAUAGAGAGAUGAGAGAGAGAGAACAGAAUAGCCACAUGCCCCCUCCUCCGCCCCUCAAGACAGAAGGGGGUGAGGCAGACAAAGAAAAACCCUCGGGUCGUAAGAGGAGGUGGUCUGCUCCAGAGAGAGAUCAGACAGAGAGGGUGGACGAGGAACCCCCUUUGACUCUGCCCAAACCCUCUUUUAUAACUCAGCAGGUCAAACUCUCCAUCGAGGGCAGGUCAAAUGUUAGUCGUUGAAAUAGCUGGAGUGUUAUGCGGGAAGGAGGGACAUUUUUUUUAUAUGUUUGUAACGUUGUUAGUCCUGUUCUCUAUCUAUCCAGAUUAAUGUAAAGGAUUAGUUUACAUCGUAUUUACAUACAUGUAUUAUGAUUCUAUUUCUAUGGAAGGAACAUAGG